Messenger RNA from Pundamilia nyererei, 1287 nucleotides. RefSeq names its product FXYD domain containing ion transport regulator 3 (gene fxyd3). Bases 294 to 560 code for a protein of 88 amino acids. Gene Ontology annotation, cellular component: membrane. The record is from RefSeq and is a predicted model, not a curated record. The transcript is spliced from 8 exons. Gene Ontology annotation, molecular function: sodium channel regulator activity. Gene Ontology annotation, biological process: regulation of sodium ion transmembrane transporter activity. Lineage: Eukaryota; Metazoa; Chordata; Actinopteri; Cichliformes; Cichlidae.
UACAACUGACUCUGGAUCAGCUUCCACACCCAGCUCUUCUCCAGCCGCCAACCCUUCUGCUGACAAACGUAACCCCCAAAAACUGACCUGGGAUCAGGAUACGGCAACAAAGCUCCAGCAGUUUAAACUCUGCCCCCUUUUCCCUAAAACCCAGCCAACCUGUAGAGUGUCACGGAGUGCUGAAGGCAGGGUGUUGGCGCAGCGCGUGGAGAGAAGUCGCAGUUUCAGUGUCACGUAUCCGUCUGCUCGUGAGAAAUUUCCUCGUGAUUUGCUUGUCGCUGCUAAACACAAAGAUGUUGAAGAUCUGUGUUUUGGUGUUAAUGACAAUUGUGUCCCUGGUGUUCGCAGAAGAACAGAACGCGGAAGAUGACCCCUUCACCUUUGACUAUCACAGACUGCGUGUCGGAGGCCUCAUCCUAGCUGCCGUUCUCUGUCUCAUUGGCAUCACCAUCCUUCUCAGCGGCCACUGCAGGUGCAAGUUCAACCAGAAUAAGAGGCGGAGGACAGGAAGCAAUGCUCAGCAGAUGCUUACCGAUCAAGGUCGUGCCUGCGACUGCUAGAUGUCAGCCAGAACACACCGACUUCCCAAAUCUGCAAGCAACAGACACCGCAGAGGAUGAGCACUGGGACUCGUGACAACCCACAACACCCUACUGUUGUUUAUUUAGAGAGAUAAACAAAGAGUAGUCUGUGUGCACCUGAUCUGAGGUGUGGCGCUUUCUACCUGAGCUACUGAUCUUCAAUCCGCCCCUCAACCCAUACACCCACGUUCAAAAACAUUUAUAUAUAUAUAUAUAUAUAUAUAUAUAUAUACGGUUUUGCCACUUUCAUUUCAAUCAGUUUACCUUUUGUGAUACUGCACACUGUGUAAAAAUAAAAAAUAAAAAUGAAUAAAUCGAUAUUAACCAGCUGUGAUACCCAGCUGCUCACGACAGAAAUUGGUCAUUGACACAUAGGUCUUUUUUUAUGUUAGUAGUUUUGAAUGUAUCUAAGUAAAAUAGUAGCACAAACCUAUUCCCAAAUAAAUGUCUCACAUUACUCCUCAUACCUGUACUGUAUGUCUGAGUCAAACAUUGAUGUAGAUGUUAGUCACUUACUGUGGCCGGCCUAACCCUGUGUCUGUGCUUUUGUGUGAAUUAUAUGAAAUCCAUGUAUUCAUGAGUAAUUAGGGUGCUGCUGGGAAUUCAUCAAAAUCUGUUCGUUUCCAUGUUUUGCCUUUUGAAAGAGUGUAGUGGAUUGCACUGUUCAGAGAGUCAUGUUUCUAUAAAAGAAAUGCUGAAACACUUA